CUUCCACUCCGCGGCUCCCCCUCCAUCCCCGUGACUCCGCGACGGAGAAGACAAACGAUGACGCCUCCCGGCCAACUGCUCCCCUUGACCCGCCCGCCUCCGCCGCCUCCCGCUCCUCCCGUCCUCUCCAGCCGCCGCAGCCAGUGCCCGCCUCCCGCCCACGCGCACGCCCGAGGCUCGCCUCCGCCUCUAUGGCGGGCCCACCGUCUCAACGACCGCUUCCUGCAUCCUCCUCGGCAGUUCCGGGCUCCGGCCAGGCCCCCUCGCGCUCCAACACCUCCGGGGGUUUCGGCCUCCGGAGGAGGCGAGGCUCAGGCGGCGGCGGUGGCGGAGUUCGUGACGUCUGAGAGGGUGAAGGUGGCGGCGAUGCUGGGGCUGGCCCUCGCGCUCUGCAACGCCGACCGCGUCGUCAUGUCCGUCGCCAUCGUGCCGCUCUCCCAGGCGUACGGUUGGACACCUUCAUUCGCCGGCGUCGUGCAGUCAUCCUUUCUUUGGGGAUACCUGAUGUCGCCUAUAAUUGGUGGAGCACUUGUUGACUACUAUGGUGGAAAGCGAGUCAUGGCUUAUGGUGUAGCAUUAUGGUCCUUGGCUACAUUCCUAUCUCCUUGGGCUGCUGGUCGCUCUAUCUGGUUGUUUCUCUUUACCAGAGUUUUGCUGGGUAUUGCAGAAGGAGUGGCACUCCCAAGCAUGAACAACAUGGUGUUGAGGUGGUUUCCUAACACAGAGAGAUCUAGUGCUGUGGGUAUUGCAAUGGCUGGCUUUCAGCUUGGCAAUACCAUUGGGUUACUUCUUUCCCCAAUUAUCAUGUCACGAACUGGAAUAUUUGGACCCUUUGUGAUAUUUGGAUUAUUUGGAUUUCUGUGGGUGUUGGUGUGGAUACCAGCUAUAUCUGGCACACCUGGUGAACAUGCACAGAUAUCAGCAUAUGAACUGGAGUAUAUAACCAAAGGUCAGAAAUUGGUCAAACCUCCAAUCGGGAGUGCAAAAACAAAGAAGGUUCCCCCUUUCAGCAAACUACUUUCCAAAUGGCCAACAUGGGCUUUGAUCAGUGCAAAUGCCAUGCAUAGCUGGGGUUAUUUUGUCAUCCUUUCAUGGAUGCCAGUCUAUUUUAAAACAAUAUAUCAUGUCAAUCUGAGAGAAGCUGCAUGGUUCAGUGCACUCCCCUGGGUGAUGAUGGCAGUUUUAGGUUAUGUGGCUGGUCUUGUCUCGGACAUGCUUAUUAGAAAUGGUACAAACAUUACUUUAACACGGAAGAUAAUGCAGUCAAUUGGCUUUCUAGGACCUGGUAUUGCUUUGCUUGGUCUGAAUGCAGCAAAGAGUCCGAUUAUUGCUUCAGCAUGGCUUACAAUUGCUGUUGGUCUGAAAUCCUUUGGCCACUCAGGUUUCUUAGUAAAUUUACAGGAGAUUGCCCCACAAUAUGCUGGAGUCCUACAUGGAAUGUCAAAUACAGCUGGGACAUUUGCUGCCAUUUUAGGAACUGUUGGAGCAGGGUUUUUUGUUGAUCGGAUGGGUUCUUUCCGUGGGUUUUUGAUACUGACGUCGCUUCUGUACUUCAGUAGUGCUCUUUUCUGGGAUAUAUUUGCUACUGGAGAGCGUGUUGACUUUGAUGGCACUGGCUAGCGCCUCAGAGGAACUCUACAGUUUCUAUCCAGCACAAAAUGAUGAUUCAGAACAAAGCGUUACCGCCCCCUCUUAGAAACCCUCGAGUUCUAUGCACAUGGAGAGCUGAAGUUGUGACUGUACAGCGCAAGGUAUGCAGUGAGCUUAUCUUGGAAGUCAAAUAUCAGUGAUGGUGAACACAUGGAACCGGCUUUGAAGAUCAUGUUAGAUUUUCUUGUAGGGCAAGUCCGAAAUGUGUUAUAGUCAAUGAAAUUGAAGGUGUAACUUAGAAUAAAUAACAGGGUAGGAGCCUGACCAUCCAUGGCGCCAAAACCAGUAGAGAAACUGAUUUGCAGGCUAGUUGGAGGCUGGGAAUCCAGCAUGGAUUAUGAUAACAGGUGUUUCAAAACACAGGAAACUUGAGUGUAAAUGCCACGAAAUAAGUGGUGAGGUUUUAAAAUCCUGAAGAAUCAUGAGGGUUUUGGGGAUAUU
Messenger RNA from Setaria italica (foxtail millet), 2091 nucleotides. Its product is annotated as probable anion transporter 3, chloroplastic. Gene Ontology annotation, biological process: transmembrane transport. NCBI's taxonomy places the organism in Eukaryota, Viridiplantae, Streptophyta, Magnoliopsida, Poales, Poaceae. Gene Ontology annotation, cellular component: plastid. The record is from RefSeq and is a predicted model, not a curated record. Gene Ontology annotation, molecular function: phosphate transmembrane transporter activity. The transcript has 8 exons. The coding region runs from base 58 to 1620 and encodes 520 amino acids.